UUUGGCUCUCGCUGUGGAGCGCUCGCGCCGGAGGUAAGAGCUCUUAGCUAGGUAGCGCGCUGCCAGGAAUGGGAUGAUCGCUCGCUCGCCAUGGCGGCAAUUCAAUGCGGCUACCUCGUCUCGUGCAAGGGAUGCGUGGAUUACGCAGUCCAUUCCAGGAACAGGACGCCGGUGGCUAGAGCAGCGAAUGGAGGAGGAGGAGGAGGGGAUGUUUUGGGUGUGGUGAUCAUUGGAGGCCGGAGGAGAGGCGAGCUUGGAACGAGCUUGUUUCGGAGGAUUCGGCUGGAAUGUAGAGCGGCCGGGUCGGGCCUCCGGAUUGGAGAGCAAAUCGAGACUGAUAGGUUGGCUCCAUCUGUGAGGGAGAGGACCAUGAAAGCGAUUGAUACGCUGGGUGGACGAGUGACAGUCGGGGAUGUUGCGACCAAUGCCGGGCUCAAAGUUAGCGAGGCUCAGAGCGCUUUGCAAGCUCUUGCUGCUGAUACUGGAGGAUUUCUAGAGGUCUCGGACGAAGGAGACGUGCUUUACGUGUUUUCCAAGGACUAUAGAUCGAAUUUGCUGGCGAAAUCUUUCCGGCUCAAGAUCGAACCAGCCUUGAGCAAACUUAAGGCUGGAGCGGAGUACUUGAUACGCGUCUCGUUUGGAACGACACUUAUUGCAUCUCUGGUGAUUGUUUACACAUCGAUCUUUGUGCUGCUUUCGUCUGCCCGGAGUGAAGAUGACAAUCGAAAUAAUCGAGGUGGCUAUAGCUCACGCGGAAGUGGAUUCUCAUUUUACGUCAGUCCAUUCGACUUGUUUUGGUAUUGGGACCCUUACUAUUAUAGAAGGAGGAAGAGAAGAACAGAUGGCAUGAAUUUCCUUGAAUCUGUGUUCUCGUUCGUAUUUGGAGACCCUGAUCCCAAUGAAGGACUGGACGAAGUUCGGUGGCAGGCGAUUGGAGAAGAAAUUGCUGCUAAAGGUGGCGUGGUAACUGCAGAAGAGCUUGCACCUUACUUAGAUGUCUCCGCCUUGGAUGAAAACAACAAGGACGAUGAGUCGUUUGUUUUGCCAGUUCUCUUACGAUUCGAUGGCCAACCUGAAGUCGAUGCUAGAGGAAACAUCGUGUAUCGCUUCCCAUCUUUGCAACGCACUGCAGCCAAUCAAGCUUGGAAAAGUCACAACGGUGACAGGCUCCAGUAUCUCCAAGAAGCUCCUCUUCCUUUCAGCCGAGCCAAGCAAACAGACCAAACUCUUGUUGUUGCGCUAGGAGCGUUCAAUCUACUCGGAGUCUUGACACUGGGUAGCUUGUUAAAGGACGCUGCCAUCACUGCUCAAAUGGGAGGGCUCCUCCAGUUCGUUUCAAAUGCAUUCCCAGUGCUACAGGCCUACACGGUAGCCUUCUUCGCGAUCCCGAUCUUCCGGUGGUUUCAAGUCCAACAGAAAAACACCAAGAUCGAGGGGCGUAACCUGGCGAGAAAGGAGAGAGCGCUGCGCCUGAGAGCUCCUGACGCGACCUUGCGCGAGAAGCUACGUAGUGCGCGGCGGCAAGCCGAAAGAACAAUCAUAGGGAAGGACCGCAUUGUUUACACAACCGAGAAGGAUUUGCUAGAGCAAAGUUACGAUGCUGCCGACUGGGACCGAAGGAUGGAAGAAAGGACAGGGAACAACUAAUAUGCGAAAACGAGAAUCUCUUUUUCCAUUAAACGAAAGCUUUCUCGUUCCA
Molecule: messenger RNA, 1699 nt
Organism: Selaginella moellendorffii
Lineage: Eukaryota; Viridiplantae; Streptophyta; Lycopodiopsida; Selaginellales; Selaginellaceae
Exons: 13
Coding region: 91-1647 (518 amino acids)
Cellular component (GO): chloroplast envelope
Source: RefSeq, a predicted model, not a curated record